AUGGACGAAGGAGUCAUGGAUCUUGAUUCGAACUCAAUGUUUCUAAAUGAGCUGUUCGGUGAUGGGCUAGAAUCUGGGGGGCAAGAUGGCGAGCUAGCCUCGGACAGCUUCUUGAACCUGGGUCCUGCACCCUCCGACUUCUCGGGGUCGAAAGGGGAAUUCGACUCUCUUGAAACCCCAGAAUCUCUCUUGUGGGGCGGUGAACAACUUCCUACUAGUGGGCCAGCUAGACCUCCAACAAGCGGUCCUCCAGCUCAAACUGAGACCGUCGUUUCACCACCUCAGCUUGUCCGACAGGGCUCUGCCUCGGGACGACCGCCUACAGGAGCCAGGACAUCGUCGUCAAGUGGAGCAAACAAGCGUCGAAGUAGUGGAAAUCCGUCAACUCCCCUGAAUUCGUCAUUAGAUGAUGGUCAGAAUGGCGCGUCUCACCCUCAGAUGGACACAUCUGGCGAUCAAGGUAGUGGUCAUGCAAGAAUGCAAGUCUCUGGGAAACAGCAACAGCUUCAUCAUCAGAUGGUGCAGCAGCAACAGGCACAGCAGCAGGCACACAUCCAGCAGCAGCAUGUGCAACAGGCGCAACAGCACAUGCAAGGCUCCAUGCCGAGCGGAUGGUCCUCAUACGGAGGUCCUCCGAGUCGGGGAAGCUCAUCAUCGAAUCUUGCUGCUCAUAUGGGGCCAGGAAUGCAAUCGGCCUCAGGCCCAAGCAUUCCCGAUGGCAUGUCCAUGGCUGGUAUGCCUGCGGCUUCUAUGCCUCAGUCUGCCAUCUCACAAGCAAUGAUGUCUCAUGGAGGGCUACCUCCAGGAGCUGUAGGCAGCAACAUGAUGCCGAAUGCCAUUCAAGGAUCCGGAAUGUCUCAAAUGGGAAUGCCCUCUGGAAUGAGUCCUGGAAUGUCGCAAGGGAAUAUUUCCCAAGCAAAUUUAGUUCAAGCAGGGAUGCCGCAUGCAAACCUUGCACAGGGAGGGAUGCCCCAUCCAAGUAUGUCGCAGCCGGGCAUGUCGCAGCCGGGCAUGGCACAGGCAGGUCUCUCACAGCAAGUAAACAUGCCUCCUGGUGCUUUGAACCCGAAUGUUAUGGGUGCUGGUGGGAUGAAUCAAGGUAGUGUAAUUUAUCUGGGAGUGAGAUACGUCCUUGAUUGCAUGUCGAAAGGUGGAAUGGUGCAAGGAUCGAUGAUGCCACACAACCAAUCUGGACACAUGCAGGUUGGGGGACAAGUACAUCCACAUGCUCAAUCGCAGCUCAUGGAGGGCAAUAUCCUCAGCAAAAUAUGUCUCCGCACGCACAGCAUAUGCAACAGCAAUCUCAACAACAUCCUCAAUCGAUGCAAGGAUACUCAAGAGAUUCGAUUGGACAACCAACAAGCGCACAGAUACAGCAACAAAGAUUUCAAGCGAUGGGCUCUGCUGGACAAGGUCAACCAAGCCCUUCACACUCUAUACAAUCUCCACAGCAAGCGGCACCGCAGCAGGCAUCUCCAAGUGUUCAGCCCAGCCCUCAAGGCCCUCAGCAGCAGCUGCAAGCUCAGGGCAGUGGACAGAUGUCAUCGGCAUCGUUUCAGAGUGUGGGUGCGCGGCUUCAAAGCUGUCAGUCGAGACUUGUGGAAGCAUUGCAACGCUGUUCGUCUCUACUAA
Messenger RNA from Guillardia theta CCMP2712, 1632 nucleotides. RefSeq lists its product as hypothetical. The transcript is spliced from 10 exons. NCBI's taxonomy places the organism in Eukaryota, Cryptophyceae, Pyrenomonadales, Geminigeraceae. The record is from RefSeq and is a predicted model, not a curated record. Bases 1 to 1632 code for a protein of 543 amino acids.